UUAAAGGUUUUGAUAGGCAUUCCGGAAAAUCACUCGACGUUCAAAGAAAUUAUCUGUAUACUUGUGAUCUUAAGACGCGGCUUGAACUCAAAGUAACAGACGAUCAAAAUCAGAAAAAAUGCCUGGAUCUUUAGCAGGAAUUCCACCUAUGGUGAUCGGAGGAAGCAUUAUAAGCGCUGUAUCGUUGAUUUUUCAUAUUAUAGGAUUUUCAACCACAUACUGGUAUAAAGAAAAGAAAGCAGUUAGCGACAUACAUGUACAUUUUGGAUUAUGGAAAUCAUGUGGUCCAGUAUAUGGAGUGGAACGAUGUGUUAACAUUGCAGAUCAACCAAUACACAACUCUCACAUUAUAGCCACAGAGGUUCUGGAAUGUCUAGCCCUUGGAGCCUUCCUAGCAGCUGUGACUUUUGCUUUCCUUAAGAUGUUUGUAUUGACAGAACAAGGGAUAUUAUUUGUUCUUACAGGAUUGCUCAACUUGAUGGCAGGAGUAUUUGCCUUGAUCGGAGUCAUUGUCUUCGCCACAACGUCAAACGGUUGGUUUACGUUGGAUACUUCUAACUUGCACUACUCCUUUGGGUUAUGUAUUGUUGGUGGAAUCGGAGGAGUUUUCUCUGGUAUUGUGUUCAUCCUGGCAUGGCGGUGGGUUAGAAACUAAGGAAAGCUACAAGAUUGGUGAAUUUUUUACAGACACGUGGUCCUUCUGAAAAUGAACGAAAGAGUCUUUAACUUUAAACCUUUUGUUGUUUUGUUUUAUUAUUUUUGUAGCAUAUUAUUCUUUUCAUUUUGUAUUAGUCUUAAGUGGUUAUGCUUGUCAUUGUAAAACAGAUCAAUUGUUAAAUAUCUCUUAUGGAGUACCGUAUAGAAAAUUGAAGCGUCAACAUUAGACGUAUGAUUAAAACAAUGAAAAAAAAUUAAAGGAAGACCGAAAGCUAUUUGUUGUAAAACCGAAAGCAAAAGUCACCUGAAUGGCUAAAUCAUGCGAGGUGUACAAGUACAGUACAAACAAUGCAUGUGUAAAGUUUUUUUAAAACCUUGGCCAUCCGUUUACUUUUUUACUAAAACCACAAACUCAAAUUUAAAGAAGUGGCAAACAGAAAGAAGAAAUAAAAUGGUUACAUUAGAAACCCUAUGUAUUGAAAUAAAAAUGAAUUCUAAAUGAGUUAGUUUCAUAACAUAAAAGAGUGAUUUGAUAAAGUUAUAACUUCCUCCUGUAUAUUAUACAAAAUAAAGGUAAACAAGUACGUAAUUCUGUCAUCUUAUCUGACUCAACAAAAUAGAAUUCAUGUGAACAUUAAUUUUCUCUUUUUAUAAACUUUGAUAUAUCGCACCAUUUAUUCCCAGGAAUACCUGUUUAGUUCAACACUAGACAGACGGGUUCGCAAUCGGCAAUACUCGGAGAAUCUGCAACAUACGGAAUCGACCGAGUUUUGACGAGCGACCAGUAAUAUGAAAAGACUUGUUGACAAUAGUAGACUCUGUUGUUCAUACUAACAUCGUAUUCCAUUGUUUGGGAUAUAAUCAGUCACUGUCGUUAUUGAGAGCUUCAUUCUGCAAUACUUGUUUUUCUGUAUAUUCAAUUUAUUUUUACUUAACUGUUUGUGUGGCGUUGAACACCUUACGCUCUCGAUAACCUGUGUAAAUAUUAUAUUUGAUAUCAUUCUACCUAGCCGUUCUUUGGAGCAUCGGAUUCAGUUGUGCCUAACCAGCACAAUGAUAAACCCAUAAUUUCUUUCGUUUAACCAAUGAUUUAGUAAAAGGUAACAAAAUAAUCCGAGCAUUGUUGGACAUUGGUAAAGAAAUAAAACAAAUACAUCGUUUUACAUUAGAGCUGAGAAAUAUCUUAUAGUUUGGAAUAAACUUGAGAUAGACUACAGUAUAUCGUGUUGUAUUUUUGUUUAACAUUUUAAAAAUUUUAACAAUACAUAAUUAUAACAAUUGUAUUUAUCAAUUUUAAUAUGCAAGUAUCGCGUAUCUAAUAUUUUUGUUUUUUACUAUGUAAAGUUUCAAAAAAGAAUGCUACAUCAUCAUAUAUAAGAUGAUAAAACAGCAUAUCAUUUAUUGUAUAUAUGCCAAACUUGGUGUUAUACCUGUAGAAUUAAUAUGUUAUGUUUGUUUUGUAACUCAAUAUGAAAUAUCCAUUGCUUUUGUUAUUAUUUUUCAGUAAAACGUUUUGAUAUA
Messenger RNA from Mytilus californianus (California mussel), 2178 nucleotides. RefSeq lists its product as uncharacterized. The record is from RefSeq and is a predicted model, not a curated record. Gene Ontology annotation, cellular component: membrane. NCBI's taxonomy places the organism in Eukaryota, Metazoa, Mollusca, Bivalvia, Mytilida, Mytilidae. The coding region runs from base 119 to 655 and encodes 178 amino acids. The transcript has 3 exons.